Baudoinia panamericana UAMH 10762 is the source of this 366-nucleotide messenger RNA. RefSeq lists its product as uncharacterized. The transcript is spliced from 3 exons. The coding region runs from base 1 to 366 and encodes 121 amino acids. Gene Ontology annotation, molecular function: DNA-directed RNA polymerase activity; zinc ion binding; nucleic acid binding. The record is from RefSeq and is a predicted model, not a curated record. Lineage: Eukaryota; Fungi; Ascomycota; Dothideomycetes; Mycosphaerellales; Teratosphaeriaceae. Gene Ontology annotation, biological process: DNA-templated transcription; termination of RNA polymerase III transcription. Gene Ontology annotation, cellular component: RNA polymerase III complex.
AUGCUCCUAUUCUGCCCCUCAUGCAGCAACAUGCUCACCAUAACCACCAUCCCGGCUUCCCACUGCGCGCCGACCAACAUCGACGAAGCGAACAAAAACCGCUUCGAAUGCCGCACAUGCCCGUACCAAAUGAUCCUGGACCGCAAGUACUUCGAGCGCAAGACUAUGGACCUCAAGGCCCCCGAAGCCGUGCUUGGUGGCGCGGAGAGCUGGAAGAACGUCGAUAAGACGGAGGUGCGCUGUAAGAACGAAACCUGCGACUCCCUGCAAGCCUACUUCAGACAAGUGCAGAUUCGUAGUGCCGACGAGCCCAUGACGAACUUUUACAAGUGCGUCAAGUGCGGCGCGGACUGGAGGGAGAAUUGA